CGCCCAUACCACAAAACCACCAAUUGUCCCAGCAAACCACGCAAACACACAUCUACACACUUCAAAAUGGCAGGCUGGGUUAUGCGCGAGAACCGCGUGCCUCAAUGGCAGCGCGAACACCAAAAGCACGAUGGACUGAGGACCUGGGAGAAGGGCCGUGGCAAGUGGAUGGUCCCCGGUUACAAGGCCCUCCUGUACACCACCUUCGGUGCUAGCAUGUACAUGAUGAGCCGUCUUGUUCUCGGACACAAGACCUGGGCUGGCAAGAACUAGAGUGUACAAUUCGAGCAUGAUAUAUACACAUGGUUGGACUGGGAGAGACGCAUCCAUGUCCAUAUCCAUGUACAAGCAUCCAACGAGUGCUUGACUUGCAAAGAGUAGCAACAUCUCUCUUAUUUGAAUCAAUAGAGCAUUCUGCCUUUCGGCUCAUACUAGUCUUGAUGUUCUCAGAUAUCGUCUCCCG
Messenger RNA from Bipolaris sorokiniana ND90Pr, 463 nucleotides. RefSeq lists its product as uncharacterized. Lineage: Eukaryota; Fungi; Ascomycota; Dothideomycetes; Pleosporales; Pleosporaceae. The record is from RefSeq and is a predicted model, not a curated record. Bases 67 to 273 code for a protein of 68 amino acids. The transcript is spliced from 4 exons.